Messenger RNA from Sturnus vulgaris (Common starling), 1622 nucleotides. The record is from RefSeq and is a predicted model, not a curated record. Lineage: Eukaryota; Metazoa; Chordata; Aves; Passeriformes; Sturnidae.
CAUGAUUAUUGUUGGAAUUCUAUAAAUAGACAUGUAAUGUAAAUAAAGAGGUUUUUUCCUGCUCGACUCCCUUGGAGUCAAGUGUGAGUCUCUCUCUCUCUCUCUCUCUCUCUCUCUCUCUCUGUGACAUUGAUCUGCUCUGGAAAACUCUCUGAACAGGAGCUCUGGGUGUUCCCAGCUGGAGGGAAAAGGGAUUUUGAGGCAUCCUGAAGGGAAUGAAGCAAAAGAGCUCUUUGAGUACAAUAAAGACUAAAGGGAACUUUUCUAAACUGGAAAAUCUCUGAUUUGUGCCCUCUCGUGGCAGUUGAAUUUUUCUUCUCCUCAGUGCAACUCCUGCACUUUCAGACCCAAAUCUUUGGGGUUUCAUGCUGAAAUUCCCAGCAAAGAGACUGUCAAAUGCUGGUGUUUCUCUGUCCAGGAAAAGUGGGGAAAACCCCGAGGUCCAUAUUUGAUAUUUUGUGCUGUCUGCAUGACUUUGCCCUUCAAACAGUUUAUGGGGAUUUGAUGGGUGGCAAAUAAAAAAAAAAAAAAUAAAGCUUCAGGGGCUGGAGAGUUAGAAAGGGAAUCCCAUGAGUGUCCAAACACCCAGCAGCACUGAAAUUCUCUUUUUAUUUUGCUCUCUCUGCAGACAAAAAGCGCUGGCAUCGACAGGUGGAAGGAGUGUUCAAGCAGCAUGCGACUGGCUCUUCUCCCACGUGGGUGACCCGUUCCUGGAUGACACCCUGCCCCGGGAGUACGUCCUGUACCUGCGCCCCACCGGGCCCCUGGCACAGAAGCUCUCGGAAUUCUGGCAGCAGUCGAAGCAGAUCUGUGGCAAGAACAAAGCUCACAACAUCUUCCCACACAUCACCCUCUGCCAGUUCUUCAUGUGUGAGGACUGCAAGGUCGAUGCUCUCACAGAAGCCCUGCAGGCCACGGUGAUGCGCUGGAAAUGCAAAUUCCCUGCCCCGCUGCCCCUGGAGCUCUACACAUCCUCCAACUUCAUCGGGCUCUUUGUCAAAGAGGAAAGUGCUGAGGUGCUCAAGAAGUUUGCUGCAGACUUCGCUGCAGAGGCAGCUUCCAAAGCAGAUGUCCACGUGGAGCCCCACAAGAAGCAGCUCCAUGUGACCCUGGCCUAUCACUUCCAGAGCAGCCACCUGCCCACGCUGGAGAAGCUGGCCCAGAGCAUCGAUGUCAAGCUGGGCUGUGACUGGGUGGCCGCGAUCUUCUCCCGCGACAUUCGCUUCGUCAACCACGAGACUCUGCAAGUGAUCUACCCCUACACCCCCCAGAAUGAUGAUGAGCUGGAGCUGGUGCCGGGGGAUUUCAUUUUCAUGUCCCCAGUGGAGCAAACCAGCACGAGUGAGGGUUGGAUUUAUGGCAUUUCCCUUGCCACUGGCUGCUCGGGGCUGCUGCCUGAAAACUACAUCACCAAGGCAGAUGAAUGUGGGACCUGGGUGUUCCAUGGGUCCUACUCCAUUCUGAACACCACACCUUCCCCAUCCUUUCAAGCCUUCGCUGAUGGAGCUCUGGAGAGAAGGCAGCAGGAGGACCAAGGGCCAGGGGAUGCUGGGCCACUCACCAUCAUCUGCCAGAACGUGCAGGUAGGGACCCUGAAACCAUUAGGGACGAGCUUCCAGUGA